UGUUUCUUUUACCCCCAAACAAACCCAAACCAGACAAAACACCCCCCGACUGGUUUUUCUCCACCCGCUGCUGAUGUGGCACUAGUCAACGGCGGUUUUGACACCCCCUUGUCAGGUCUCUCUCUCUCUCUCUCUCCCUUGACCGGAGAGGAGAAGAGAACACAGGAGGUCAAGGAGCCAGUGAUCCGAGGGAGAUGAGCAGGGUGUGCGUCACCGGGGCCACCGGCUACAUCGCGCCCAGGCUCGUACUGAAGCUUCUACAGCGAGGCUGCGUCGUCCACGCCACCUUGAGAUCCCUUUGUAAGUUCACCUACUCUCUUGUCGACUCCUUGUGGCUGCAACCGGCGAUCAUAGGAUCAGUUGGUGAUGUGUGGCGUGGCAAUGAGAAGAAGACGGGGCUGCUGAGGUUGCUCCCCGGCGCGGCAGAGCGGCUGGUGCUGUUCGAGGCGGACAUCUACGACGCCGCCUCUUUCGAGCCGGCCAUCCAGGGCUGCGAGUUUGUCUUCCUCAUCGCCACCCCGCUGCUGCAGGACACCAGUAGCACAUCAGCUGCGAGUUCGUCUUCCUCGUCGCCGACGGCCUCCUCGGGCCGUCCUCUGAUACGUCUCCAACGUAUCCAUCCUCCCGCGUCGUCUGCCUCGGUUGGGCCCAGCAGGCGCUCGCGCUGCGGGAGCUUGGUGUGGCCGGGGCUGUCGCCGUCGCGAGGAGGCGCUCCCCACCGCUCGCCGUCGCCGGCGACGACCGUCGCCGGCGACGACCGUCGCCUGCCGUUCGAGUCCUCCUCCGUGCACUUCGUCUUUGCUGGCCACGCCCUCGACUCGUCCAAGCGCCCGUCCGACCUCGCCGGCGAGGCCGUGCAGAUCUUGAAGCUGGAGGGCCAUCUCGUCAUGCUCACCUCCAGCGUCGGCGACGCCUACAACCUCCGCUCGCUUCAAGCACUCUGCCCGUCCCUUCGGUUGGAGAGAAAAAGAGAGAGAAACCUGAUAAGGGGGCCCCACCCAGGUCAAAACCGCCGUUGA
Aegilops tauschii subsp. strangulata is the source of this 1019-nucleotide messenger RNA. The record is from RefSeq and is a predicted model, not a curated record. Lineage: Eukaryota; Viridiplantae; Streptophyta; Magnoliopsida; Poales; Poaceae.